This is a messenger RNA of Schistosoma rodhaini, 2652 nucleotides long. The record is from the annotation of a GenBank genome assembly. Lineage: Eukaryota; Metazoa; Platyhelminthes; Trematoda; Strigeidida; Schistosomatidae.
GAACAAAGAGCUUACCUGAAUAGCAUGGAUUCAUUUUAUUUCUUCUGAUUCUCGUCAGCUGUUUACAACUUGUGAUAUUUAAAAAACAACAAUUACAAAAUGAGUUCAACUUAUUUACAUGAAAGAUUUUAGUUGGGAGUUACUUUGAAGACACAUCAGUAUAGUAUAGCAAAGGUGUAAAUAAAUUUAAUAGACCGAAUAUGGUAAAUAUAUACUUUGUGUGAAAGAAUAUUUUACAACAUUGAUUGUAAUAAGAGUCCAAAGGACUAGAAGCAAUUGGUUACGUAAUGAGUAGUAAGUAAGGAUGAAAUGAGUAAAGCUCAGUUAAUAAAAUAAAAUCACUAUUUUAUAAGACAGUUAAAAUAAAAACACGUAAUAGUGUAAUUAAAUCAGAGAAAGUGUGCAAAAAAACUUUUUUAAGAUGCAGAGAAGGAAUAUUUAUGACCAUGUAGAUAAGACAUUAUUAACCAUCACCUUUUGAACACAUAAAUCAGGAUUUUGACGCCUGAUAGCGGUGACUUUAGCCAACUCCAGAUAACUGGAGCUUGGCUGUUUAUUAAUCAGCGUGAAAGAUUGCAAGUUAUCAACCUGAUGUCUAGUAUUCAAGAGAUGUUUAGUAAUUGCACUGUUUAAAGUCAUUCUUUCCCCUAUACUAAGGCUUUUUGGAACAUGUUUGCAAAACCUUUCUGUUCGGUCAAUGUAGCUGCUUUGGCAGGUACACGUAAUUUUAUAAACAUAGUUGACGGUAAAAUGAAAAGGCUACUUUUCGACCUUUUAGUGAGUUAGCGAACAUACUGUUUUAUACAGAAAUAAUAGUUUGGCUGCCGGGUAAGUUCUGACUAGUGCAGUGUUAAGUUUUGUUCUGACAGUGGUCACGACGUCGUCACGUUUAAAGUUAAGGUUUGUAUAUAUUGGAUUUUUACUGACUGUAGUCACUUCCAUCUUCUUUUCUUUAGGUUUUUUAUUUUUGUCAAUAAAUUUCUGUGGGUAGCAGUUGUUACUUAGGUAUUUUUCAACCUUCAUCAUUUCUUCUCCUAGUUUGUCGGUGGUACAUAUCAUUUCUGCUCCAGAAAAUAGUGUUCUGACUAACGCUUCGUUGUAACUGAUUGAAAAGGAAACUGUUAAAAUCCAGAAAUAAAAAUCGACAACUAUAUGAAACUCAAAUUAAUUUCACUCCUGAAUCUCAUAUUUUUACAAUGAAUACUUCACAAGUUGCUACAAUGAUACAUUCAUAUCGUUUACCAAUGUUUCCUACAUUAUUACCAAAAUUAGAAAUAAAUCAAAAUUAUUAUAAUUUAAAUGAAAAUCAAAUAAAUGAUAAUGAUGAUACAGAUUCAUAUAAAUCUCAUAUUACAUUAGUAUCCAUAGCAAAUUCAAAUAAACAAGUUACAUUGAAAAAUAUUCAUCCAUUCAAUAAUCAUUUAUUAUUAAAAAAUGAAAUAAUAAAUAAAGAUGAAAUAAAUAAUACGGGGAAUUAUGAUUCAAUAGAAAAUGAUAUCAAAAGGAAAGAAAUCGAUUUAUUCAAUAAAGAAAUAAAAACUAAUUGGAAACCUGAUGGUAAUAAUAACAAUAAUAUUAGAUCAAAUGAUCUUUCUAAUCGGAUCAAGCAUAUUGAUGAAUUAUUUUGUGAAGUAUCUAGGAAAAUGUAUUGUUUAAGCGAAGAAAAUGGAUUAUUAAUGAAUAAUUUAUUCAAAGCAACAGAACAUUUAAAACAUUUAAAAAAUAUUUUAAAUAAUAGUCAGGAGCAUCGUUCAACAUUACAACAUAAUUAUCGAAUUGAUUCAGUUAAUCGAAUUGAAAAUUCAUCCCAUAAGCCUAAUAACUGUAAUUCCUCAACUAGAUAUUUUGUUUCUCCAUAUCAAUUUAUUGAUGAUGACAAUCUAAAUAUUCAUAGAUUAAAAUUAAAAACUGGCAGUUUACAUGAAAAUUUAUUCUCAUUUUCUCAACCAAACUUAAAUCAAGAUGUUAAUGAUUGUAAUCUAUCUGAGAAAUAUAAUACUGACAAUGGUACUCAUAUUGAUCAUCAUCAAUAUAAUAGUAAUAAUAGUGAUAACAAUAUACGUAGUAACUACACAGAGAAGACACGUUCAGAUAUAUAUAAAACAAAAGUCAUGAACACUAAUGAACAUUCUGUACAAAAGAUCGGUGACAAAUUACUUCAACAUUCACAAACUAGUAGAAUUUCACAAAUAUUUACUAAAGCAAAUCAUUUUUCAACAAUCAAUUUAACAAGUUCAUUAUUUCGUAAUGCUUCAAAAGAAAGAUAUAAAAGAAGACUUAUAUGAUCACAAUUCAUUUCCUUUGUAACUGUUACCGCUCAUUUUCCUACUUAAAGCAUAAACAUUGAAUUUUCUAGUAGACUUUAGUUAAUAAUUCAUUUGUGAACUUUAGUCAAGUUAUAAAACUUUUGAGAGAAUGGCAAUUCAGAAAGAACAAUAUUUUUUGGUGGCUUCAAAGAAAAACGUUCAGAUAGGAUAUUGUAAAAAAACAACAGCCAAUAAUAUAUACUACUUAAAUUCUUUAUUACUUUAUGUAAAAAUGAUAUGAGGAAAUUUUUGUACGAAUUUUGCAUUUUUUUUUGAAAAAAAACAUCUCUGAUUGCAAACACAUGUAUAUGAAGAAAGUGAAAAUAAUAAUACUUUUUGCAACCUA